This is a messenger RNA of Paramisgurnus dabryanus, 1549 nucleotides long. The record is from RefSeq and is a predicted model, not a curated record. Lineage: Eukaryota; Metazoa; Chordata; Actinopteri; Cypriniformes; Cobitidae.
UCCACUGUUGUAAUGAUGGAGUGUGUUAAAGAGGAGACUGAUCCUGAAUCAUUCACAAUAACACCUCAACAUACUCAACAACAAAGAGGUUUGUGUCUAAUCUUCAUUUAUCAUUAAUAACUGCUAAUGUUUUCAUUUUUUUUUGCAUUCUAAUAAUAAAUUAGCUUUCUCAGACUUUGGGGAAGUGGAAGAGGAAGUUCAAGAAUGCAAAGAACUGAAGGAUGAACAUCAGGACCACAAUUACACGACUGCCAGCUGCUUAGAAACUGAUGAGAAUUCUCAUCAAGAAAGAGUUAAAGCAAAAAAAAAAUGUGCAUGCCAUCAUUGUGGCAAGACAUACACAAAAAAAGGGCACCUAAUGCAACACAUAAAGAUUCAUACCGGUGAGAGGUCUUAUGCAUGCUCCCACUGUGAAAAGAUCUUCAUCCAUAAAUGUAAACUGGUGUAUCACAUGAGGAGUCACACAGGUGAGAGGCCUUUUGCUUGCCCUCAGUGUGAUAAACGUUUUAUUACUAUAGGAAAACUUAAUGCUCACAUAAAGACUCACAGUACUGAAAGGCCGUACAUCUGCCCUCAAUGUGGAAAGAGUUUCCCAUUUAAAGCAAGUCUACAGACCCACAUACGCAUUCACACUGGCGAGAAACCUUUUAAAUGCCCUCAGUGUGAUAAGAGUUUUAAAAACAAGGGACCUUUAAGGUAUCACAUACGAAUUCAUACAGGUGAGAGCCCUUUCUCAUGUGAUGUGUGUGGUAAAAGUUAUAAAGUUAAAGAAUAUCUUAAGCAUCACAUGCAAGUUCAUACAGGCGAGAAGCCUGUAUCAUGCGAUGUGUGUGGUAAAAGUUUUGAAAUGAAAGAAUAUCUUAAGCUUCACAUGCGAGUCCAUACAGGCGAGAAGCCUUUCUCAUGUGAUGUGUGUGGUAAAAGUUUUAAAAUUAAAGAAUAUCUUAAGCUUCACAUGCGAGUCCAUACAGGCGAGAAGCCUUUCUCAUGCGAUGUUUGUGGUAAAAGUUAUAAAAAUAAAAGAAAUCUUAAGCAUCACAUGCAAGUUCAUACUAGCGAUGUGCAGUUUUGUCAAAUUUUCAGUUCGAGUACUUCAAAGGUUUUAAGAUCAAGUUCUUGAUUAAUCAGAGGCGGGGCAAGCAUGAGGGGUGUUGCUUACACAUCAUGGUGAAAAUGCUAAUACAUUUUUAUAAAUACUCUGUAUAUUAAGAGAUAACCCUGGGUAUUCAUGAUCUUUCGUUUCACAAUGUGCAUUCCUAAACCCUGCGCCUGGCACUACAUGCGGGUUGACCAACCCUGCUUCUAAAUUACAAGUCUGAAACGCUCCAUAACCUAAAAGCAGGGAAGAUAACCUGGGAUUAAGCGCAGUGUGAAAAGUCCUAAAGAGUAUUUAGGGUCCAGCCCAUGAUGUGAAAUGCAGAUAAACCUCACGACUGAAUUACCCCCCAAAUAAUUAAUUUCAGUGUAUUAUCUACAGUAGCAUUAUCAUGAGCAUGUUAUUUUAAUUGAGUGAUUUUUUUUGUAAAGAUUUUUAAUUGUACUUGUAUAU